This is a messenger RNA of Torulaspora delbrueckii, 429 nucleotides long. It is a transcript of the gene DIB1, whose product is annotated as U4/U6-U5 snRNP complex subunit DIB1. The record is from RefSeq and is a predicted model, not a curated record. Gene Ontology annotation, biological process: mRNA splicing, via spliceosome. Gene Ontology annotation, cellular component: U4/U6 x U5 tri-snRNP complex; U5 snRNP; spliceosomal complex. NCBI's taxonomy places the organism in Eukaryota, Fungi, Ascomycota, Saccharomycetes, Saccharomycetales, Saccharomycetaceae. The transcript has a single exon. Bases 1 to 429 code for a protein of 142 amino acids.
AUGGGGAGUGUAUUUCUGCCACAUUUACAUACAGGCUGGCAUGUCGAUCAAGCUAUAGUUACAGAAACAGAGAGACUAGUGGUGAUUCGAUUCGGUAACGAUGGGGAUCGAGAGUGCAUGAUAAUGGAUGAGCUGUUAUACUCUAUAGCUGAGAAAGUCAAAAACUUUGCAGCAAUCUAUUUAUGCGAUAUUACUGAGGUACCAGACUUUAAUGAGAUCUACGAAUUGCAAGAUCCCCUGACAGUCAUGUUCUUCUACCAGAAUAAGCAUAUGAUGUGUGAUUUUGGGACCGGUAACAACAACAAGAUGAAUUUUUUAGUAGAUGAUAAACAAGAAAUGAUCGAUAUCCUAGAGACCAUAUUCAGAGGAGCCCGUAAAAACAAAGGUUUGGUAAUUUCUCCAUAUGAUUACAACCAUAAACGCGUCUAA